Molecule: messenger RNA, 644 nt
Organism: Theileria equi strain WA
Lineage: Eukaryota; Apicomplexa; Aconoidasida; Piroplasmida; Theileriidae
Exons: 1
Coding region: 1-558 (185 amino acids)
Molecular function (GO): RNA binding; metal ion binding
Source: RefSeq, a predicted model, not a curated record
AUGGACUUCGUUUCACUCUUUGAAAGUGUCAAUGAUGACUAUAUAAAGGCUCGUUCAGCCGAUCAUGAGAGGCCUGAUGGGCCUCCUAGGGAGAAUUCACUCAUAUCGUUGGCCCUAAAUGUGGUCAAAAGGGACAGUGAAAAAAUGGCUUUGUUAAAGCUAAAAGGAUAUGAACGCGUAGAUAUAGAACGUACACGCGGAAAACACUCGGUGGUUUGUCGGCAUUGGUUAAAGGGGAUGUGUAUGAAGGGUGAAUUCUGUGAUUUUCUCCACCAAUUGGUAUACUCCAGAAUGCCGCCAUGCCGAAGUAUCGAAAAGAAUACAUUCUGUACUGAUAACCUACGUGGUUGUUGUAUGUUUCAGCAUAACAUAGACCCAAAUGCCGACCCGGAAGAUUCCAAGGUUAGUAAGCUGUUCAUCUUCAUCCACACCUACUUACAGACACUUCAAACUGGAACCGAAAGCGAGAUGCCAUACAUCUCGGAUCCUGCGCGUUUUAUGAUAGAAUUCGACAAGGCUAUGAGUGUUGUUUUCCCAAAAAUUCCCGGAUUCACUUAGAGCUCUUUCGGUAAAUAGACACUAGAACAACGUAUCAUCGCAAUUAUACUCUGCCAACCUGGUAUUUGUUGGAACAUCGCAUGGGU